GAUAAGUCCAUUAACUCGAAAUUGGUGUGCGGAUAGAUAAUGAAGCUCUGCGAAUACCAAUCCCCGACCUCACAAUAAAAAUUAAAAUCCCUUGAUCUAGCUAAAACCACACUCCCGUUAACAGUCUUCUUCUUUGAAGAAUCUGCUUCAACUCACAAACCAAGUGGCUUUUUGCAGCGAAAGAUGGGAGGCCGAGGAGUUAUUGGUGAUAAAUGGUCCUCGAGGGUUCUUUGGGCCUGUGCUAUUGGAAGUGUAGUCAGCCUGUAUAUGGUUGUUGUUGAAAGACAAUUACAAAACAGGGAACGAAUGAUGGCUGAAGGUUUAAAGAAUAUUGAUGCGGAAUCAGGCGCUGGUGACAAUGUUUAAACGUGUGACUAAAUGCCAAUAAACUCUGCUGUAUUUUCUUUUGAAGAGCUUUCUCACUGUGCUAAGUUGAGCCCCCUGUUAAUGUAAAAGGUUGAAGAUUUCCUCUUGUUUUGUUUUGCAUUUGGAGCUUGAGGGUUCGUCUCUGGUAAUAAUUCAUUUACUUCAGAUGGAUGUUAGUGUUUCAUAGAUCGGGAUUUAACAGUUCACACCAAGGAAUAUAAAGGAGCAGCCUUUUAAUUUUGCUA
Messenger RNA from Populus trichocarpa (black cottonwood), 611 nucleotides. RefSeq lists its product as uncharacterized. Bases 184 to 366 code for a protein of 60 amino acids. The transcript is spliced from 3 exons. The record is from RefSeq and is a predicted model, not a curated record. NCBI's taxonomy places the organism in Eukaryota, Viridiplantae, Streptophyta, Magnoliopsida, Malpighiales, Salicaceae.